GAUUAAUUCCCCCCUCGUUUUCUAAAUUCUAACUGGAAGCAGUUCGUCGAGUUCUUUGGGACACGCCGAUUCCAAAACGGAGACAUUGCCGCCGAACGCUCGUCCAGUGCUUUUGGAAUCCUUGGCUUGAUUCGCUUUCAGCGAACUGUUUGAGCAAACUAUGGACGCCGAGUCUGCAGUGGAGUUUAGAGAACACGGCGACGAAGUGGCGGAGGAGGAGGAAGACUGGGAACAGACUAGCGGGCCGCCGCCGCCUCUGUUAAUUGCUCGCGGCGGACCUUUGUUUACGCCGAAUUUGGUCGGUCCCCUCACUCGAGUCCCCGAAUUCGAAGAUGCCAUUAUCAGCGAGCUCCAGCGGUUGAAGAACGAGUUAGAUUUUGAUUCUUCCGAGGCUUUCCAUGACGAUGAUAUCACGGUUGAUGACAUUAAAAUUCUAAGCACUGAGGAGUUGGUGGAGAUGGCAUUCGGGGAAGUUUUUAAAGAGGAUGAAGGGGAGAGCGUAAGUUCGUCGCAACGGUCUGAACCACAGCCGAAUGAAAGAGCGGAAAGUGAUCUUAGAGUGUCGAGUGGGGUGCAAACUCGGUCAAGAAGCUCCCAGAGAGGAGGUGGUACUUCAGCUUCUUUAGUAUCCAAUGUUGACAGUAGCGACACUAGGGAAGGUGACAAGAAGUCCAGGAAGAGAAAGAAAGACACGGUGAAGUCUCGUUGUGCAGAAGAGAGUUACCCUGCUAAAGUUGAUGAGCUACUGAAAAUAAAACAGAAGCAGGAUGAAGAAAAAGCAACCGCUAAAUUGCAUUCCCUUAGUGCUGGUCGCAAGUCCAACCAGAGUUCUAAUGCAUUGAUGGAGAGUGUCACAAGAAUGAAAUCUCUGAGAUCUGUCAACUCAGAUAUGAAGCUCAUGAGGACCUCAGAUAUUCAACCAGAAGUACCUGUGCAGCUGCCUGAGGUAAUCCUUGUUGUGGAGGUGUACCACAAUGUUAAUGAAUCGCAAAAGACGCAAGAGUUUUUGGUGCUUGGACGACAAUGUUUGACAGAACUAAAGGACAAGAUCGUUUGCAGGAAUGACGAGAUGAUGAGAAGGACGGAGCAUUAUGAUCCUUCAGGAUAUUUCCUUAUAGAGGAUUUGUUCUGCAAUGAUCUGAGGGAAGCCAUUUCAAUAGAUUACAGUGAGCCUAUAUUCGACUGGCUUAGGAACUCGAAAGAAGAGGUAAAUAAAAAAUGGGAGUACAUUAUAAGAGGAGACAUGAAACGCAAGCAAAAAGCUCUUUUGGAUAAGAUGCCACCUUCAAAAGUACCUGGAUUCCGACGCACCGAGAUGCAAUCCCUCCGUUUUUGUGAUUUAAGGUUUCGGCUAGGUGCUCCGUACCUAUACUGUCAUCAGGGAGAAUGCAAGCAUACAGUCGUGAUAAGAGACAUGAGGUUGAUUCAUCCUGAUGACACCCAGAAUCGAUCUGCUUAUCCAAUCGAGAGCUUUCGACUGAAAUCACGCCUGCAGAAAUGCAACGUCUGCAACAUAUUUAGAGCUAAAAAGAGAAGAAUAGAAGAUGCCUUGAUGACGUAAGCAGAAGCUACGGCCUACGGGACAAUGGAUAACUAACUAUGAAAAGCUGUUAUCUUUAACAACGUUAGCCACAUAUAUCCACUUUCUGUUUCACGUUUGGAUAGAAGCGAAAGAGAUACAGCAUCAUGGCCAUCGGUUCCACAGCCACAAUCGCUCCUCCGGCAGCAACAUUGACCUUCACGUUUUCCCACGGCGGGCCAUCUUCAGUACGUGCAGCAGCUCGGAGUUGCAGUUGGAACAGAAGUGUAAAUAGACGACGAACAGUGCGGGUGGAGAUGGCUUCCUUGAACCAUGGCAGUAAAGAAAGGCUCUACCUGGGUAUGGAUUUUGGAACUUCUGGUGCGAGAUAUGCUGUUGUAGACAAACAAGGGACGCUUCAUUCUGAAGGGAAAAGGGAAUACCCAAUUUACAAGGAAGAAUGAAGAAGAAACAAUGGAUUGGGUGCUUUCAUGGAGAACGACACUCUUCUCGCUCCUAGAAGAUGUUCCAAGUCAUCUCAGGUCGCUCGUUGCUUCUAUUUCCAUCGAUGGCACUUCAGCAACUACGAUCAUUGUGGACAGCAACACUGGAGAGCCGAUAUGGAGACCGUUCCUUUACAAUGAGAGCUGUCCUGAUGCUUUGCCGAUUGUGAAAUCCAUUGCUCCUCCAACUCAUACAGUCUGCUCUGGAUCGUCGACCUUGUGCAAGCUUGUCUCAUGGUGGAAUAUCGAUGGUCCGAGGAAGGAAUCUGCGUUGUUGCUCCACCAAGCAGAUUGGCUGUUGUGGCUUCUUCAUGGGAAGAUUGGAGUCACAGAUUACAACAAUGCUCUGAAGGUUGGCUAUGAUCCUGAGUCGGAAUCCUAUCCUCCAUGGCUUCUCAGUCAGCCGUAUGCGAAACUGUUGCCUUCUGUUUCAGCUCCUGGAGCUUCCAUUGGCCACUUGAAGGAUGAUAUCAGAACUCAAUUUGACUUCGAAUUGUGAAAGAGGAAGAACAGCUGCAGUAUACGGAUUUCCGUUGGUCAUUCCUUUAGUGCCCUAUUCCUUGUUGCAAAACUAUAGAAUAGGAUCCUGAAUGAAUCGACUCUGGAAAGACGUAGGUUAAGAAUGAGAUUCUGUGGUUCAGCCAGUAUGCUUACUUUCAGAGGAGGUUACUGCAGUGUAGUUGAGUUAUAAACUACUUUAGGCUUCAACCUCAGAACAGACCCAUUUCCUAGUAUUCUGACUUGUAAAUAUUUCCUCUUGCUUAUAUGGCAUUCUUCUGGUUCUGCAAUUAUGGCUGCCACGGUGAAAUCCAUUUGGUCGUGACAGGAUUUCCAGGGGAUUGUGUUGUAUGUGCCGGCACAACAGAUAGUAUAGCUGCUUUUCUUGCAGCACGGGCAACGGAACCAGGGAAAGCUGUUACUUCUCUGGGUUCAACUAUGGCUAUUAAGUUACUGAGCAAUACGAGGAUCGAGGAUGCACGGUUCGGUGUGUACAGCCAUCGCCUGGAUGACAAAUGGCUCGUUGGAGGUGCAUCAAAUACCGGUGGGGCUGUUCUCAGACAACUGUUCACUGAUGGGCAGCUAGAGGAAUUGAGCGAACAGAUAAAUCCUGCAGAAGCUUCUUCUCUCGAUUACUACCCACUCAAAGCUGUUGGUGAAAGGUUUCCCGUGGCUGAUCCUGGCAUGGCUCCGAGGCUGCAUCCGAGACCAGAAAGUGAUGUUGAGUAUUUGCAUGGCAUUCUAGAAUCCAUCGCACGAAUCGAGGCAAAAGCAUACAACUUGUUGAGAGACAUGGGAGCAAGUGGAGUUGAACAAGUGUUCACAGCAGGAGGCGGAGCGAAGAAUGAGAAGUGGAUGCAGAUCAGGGAGAGGGUAAUCGGCGUCCCUGUCAGCCGGGCGGUGCAGACUGAAGCUGCUUAUGGAGCUGCAUUGUUGGCCUUGAAGGGUUACCAGAACGCCGAGUAAAGCAAUGGACACCAACAGGUUUUCGCUUGAUACUAAAGAAUACUUGGAAUGGUUUGCAGCUAAUUUACAAACAAAUUCUGUUUUCAGGCUUCUUUUGUUUCUUCUUUCUUCUUAAUUCUUUUCUCUUUCUAUGAAUAUAUAUAUACUGGAUGGAUAGUUGGGUUAUUUAUGAAAUUGAGCUGAAACACACAUUGAUCAUAUUAGAAUUUCAGUAGGCUAACUCUCCCCUUUCUCUGAGAAUCUUGACCCCCUGAUAUCUACCAAGCAUCAAGAGAGUAGCCAUGGGAUUAGUCCCAGGCGACUCCAGAAAUGUCGAUCCAUCUACGACUCUCAACCCAUCAACUCCAUACACUCUGUAAUCCUCAUCAACAACCGAUCCAACACCACACCCGCCAUGGUAAUGGUAAAAGGUCCUCACAUUCUUCCUGCAGAACUCUCUCAUCUCCUCAUCAGAACUCGACAAGAAGAAGUUCUUGUUCUGAGGUACGUAGCCAAGGAAAAUCUCCACAGAAGGCGACCCAGCAACCCUUUUCAGCAACUGAGCCAUCUUCACACAUUGAUCCAUGUCUCUGUCCUUCUUCAGGUAAUUGAAUGACACCACAGGGUUUCUUCUCGGGUCUGUGGUGUUCAGUUCCAGCUUGCCUUUGGAUUCUGGGAAUGCUAGCUUCACUGCUACGGGGAUCCUUGUUGUGUUGAAGCUCACUGGCAAGAUCCCGCCUUCGACUAUGAAUUCGAAUCCUUUUGUUAUACCAGCAACUUGUGGUGCGUCGGGGAAUCGGCUUUCUGGUUUGGAGUCGACCAGGAGUGCGAUUCCAGGGUUGUCUUUCAUUCCGUGGCCAACCUGGCUCGAGUUCAACACGACUGGGAUGCCGAGUUGGCUGAGAUGGGUUUCGGGUCCAAUGCCGCUCAGCAGAAGGAUCUGUGGGCUGCCUAAAGCUCCAGCUGACAAUAUCACAUCGCCGCCAUGGUGGUUGAGAUAAGCUUCAUAAUCAUAAGUUUGGUUCCCGUCGCCACUGCUACUUAUGAAUGUAAUACCGCGAGCAAUUGUCUUGUUUCCAUCUCCACUGCUGUUGAAUAUGAUGCUCUUUACAGUUGCAUUCAACAGAACCGUGAUGUUUUCUGGGUUCCCCAUCUGCAGAAGAUCUGCAGAGGUAUGCCUUUUCCCCCAAGCAUCGAACGUGGACCCGCUGAUCUUCGUUCCUUCAACGUGCUCCCAGGUGAACCCAUUGUAAGGAAGAAUCCCAGCUUCAAGCAGUCCGAACUCGACAACAGCCUGCCACAUGGUCAGCUCCGGUUUCGAAACAACUUCAGAUUCCACCCAUUCAUAAGCUUCCUUCACCAUCUCUUCAUCCCAACCCACUCUUCUCACGAAAUCACCACUGGCCCUACUGUAGAACCCUCCAUUGAUAGCCGUCGAACCUCCCAGCACCCUUCCCCUGUGGCAUUGAACUCCAUCUUCGGUCACGAAUGCCUGAGCAACUGAUGUGAGCUCAUCGGUUUGGAGCAGCGAGAAGCCGUAGAAGAGCUUCUCGGUUAUCCACGGGUUGCCAUAUGGCGAGCCACCACGUUCCACGACGAGCACUGAGUACUUCUCGGAGAGGGUUGCAGCCAGGGGGCAGCCUGCAGUGCCUCCGCCUACCACGAUGUAGUCGUAGGACUUUCCUGCUAUCUCAGUUGCAUCUGAAGUCAUGUAAGGUUGGCUUGCUCUUUCAAUGUGAGCAGAAGACUGAGACAAGUGAAGAAGCAGCCACAAGGUCAGGUAAAAAGCUGCAAUGUGUUGUUGAAGUGCCAUGAUCUCUUGGGAUAUGAAUGUUUUUUUCUUGUUCUUGUCCUUGUCCUAAUGGUUAUUGUUGCUGCUUAAGAAGACAAGUGGGUUAGAUGGAAGUUGGAACAGAGGCUGUGGCCUACUCUGGUGUGGUUAAUGAUUGAGCAUGGAGGGUGUAGGGAAGUAGAUAGGAGAAGAAAUUUGGUCCAAAGUGUUUCCUUAGGCAGUAAUGUAGCAAUUUGUACGCAUGAUCUUGGCUAAUGAUGCAUUCUGAUGGUAUGCAUAAUGAUUCUGCU
Molecule: messenger RNA, 5547 nt
Organism: Linum tenue
Lineage: Eukaryota; Viridiplantae; Streptophyta; Magnoliopsida; Malpighiales; Linaceae
Source: the annotation of a GenBank genome assembly